AUGCCUACUGGCAGGAGCAAGAAUCCCGAUUUAACCAGUAGGUCAGAGAGGCUUUGCUGCGAACCCUUGGUGGGUGUGGCAUGGAAUAGACGUCAGGGUCAAGCGUUUCAUCCCGCCAAACCCCCAGCUGUUUGUCACGGCUUCUUGCAUACGAAGUCUGGCGCAAAUCAGAUCCUAGCGCAUGCCGUGGAUGAAAGGUCUGAUAUACAAGACGGCAUGGUUGCAGAAAAUGCAGGAAGCCGAAAUGGCCAUGAGCUUCGCGCUCGGACCUCGAUUGCAACGAACGAGCAUUAUUCCCAGGGUUGUUGGGGCGCAGCGAGUGCUGAGUUGUCCCAUCACCAACCACUCGAUGGCAGUACGGUUCCCGUCAUCAUCAAUGCAUCUAGACUUCAAGUACUAUCAUGUGCCAGGGAAGCUAUAUCAAACGGGUUGGAGGGUAGACCAGGGGUUGCGGCUGCCAGGAUCAACGAGACUGCCGACAACCCAUGA
Molecule: messenger RNA, 489 nt
Organism: Fusarium fujikuroi IMI 58289
Lineage: Eukaryota; Fungi; Ascomycota; Sordariomycetes; Hypocreales; Nectriaceae
Exons: 4
Coding region: 1-489 (162 amino acids)
Source: RefSeq, a predicted model, not a curated record